Acytostelium subglobosum LB1 is the source of this 2418-nucleotide messenger RNA. RefSeq lists its product as hypothetical. Gene Ontology annotation, biological process: regulation of cellular response to heat. Bases 1 to 2418 code for a protein of 805 amino acids. Lineage: Eukaryota; Evosea; Eumycetozoa; Acytosteliales; Acytosteliaceae. The record is from RefSeq and is a predicted model, not a curated record. The transcript is spliced from 3 exons.
AUGGUAUCAUCAUCAUCAUCAUCGACAUCGUCAUCGUCGACAGGUGAUGCUGAACCAAUGGCCAUCACAGACACUGUUGCAGUAGCCAAGAAGACAAUGACAACGAAAAAGACAACGACCGCUGGUGGCAAGAGUGUCACAACUGGUGCCACACUCACAAUUGAGACAAGCACAGGCGGUGGUGGCGAUCCUCCAGCAGCGAUCGAGGCAUCAUCAUCAUCGUCCAAUAAGGCAACAAUCAAGGAGAUUGAGGAUGUUGUGUUUGACGAGGAUGACAAGGCCGGCGACGAGCAAAUGACAGACGACAAGACAGAGGAGAAGGAGAAGGAGAAGGUUGCUGCAAAGCCUGCCUCUGCAAAGACUACAAAGGCUACUGCUGCCGCCGAGAAGAAGACUACUGCGGCCGAGAAGAAGGCUGCUGCUGCGACCACCGCCGCUGAGAAGAAGACUGCUGCUGCCGCCGAGAAGAAGACUACUACUGCCGCCGAGAAGAAGACUGCUGCUGCUGCCGAGAAGAAGGCUGCCGCUGAGGCAAAGAAGACUGCCGCCGCUGCUAAGGAGCAGGAGGAGCAGGAGGAGCAGGAGGCAGAGGAGGAGGCUGCCGCUCUAGCCGCCGAGGAGAAGAAGACUGCCGCCGCUGAGAAAAAGACUGCCGCCGCUGAGAAGAAGGCCGCCGCUGCAGCUGAGAAGAAGACCGCCGCCGCUGAGAAGAAGGCUGCCGCCGAUGCUAAGAAGGCUGCUGCCGCCGCUGCCAAGGAAGAGGAAGAGGAGGAGGCCGAGGAGCCAGCACCAGAGAAGCCCAAGACAAAGACAACCAAGCCCAAGGCCGAGUCCAAGAGGGUCAUCCCCAGAAUGAUCGUCAAGGAGCCAAACGAAGACAAACCAGAGAUGACCAGAGAUGAGGAGAGGAUGGCCAAGCUUCGCAAGGUUGAAUGGAAAGAUCUGAUCCCUAUUGGCUUCGAGCUGAAGGAGUUGGAGACCAUGCGCAAGGAGCCUUGGUCCUUUGACCAGUUGAACAAGGAGCUCAGUCACGGAUUCCUGUCCAAGGCCGAGCACCCACUUUACAUCUUCAUGGGCGCUCAACCGAUCGUCGAGAAGAAGGUCGCACUCAACAUCCCCUACAUCGUUGUGUUUGAUUGUUUGACGCCACCACCUCAGAAGGUGUGCAAGGCAUCGAUCCAGGGCGCCACAGAGGAGGUGUUUGACACCAGCAAGGACAACAGAUUCAAGGUGUCCUGGCUCCCAUACAUCCGUUCCAAGCUCUUCAACCAGGACUUCACCAAGAUUGCCAAGCCCAUCCAAGCCCUCCAGUGCAACUCUCGUGGUCGUACCUCCAACGUCAUCCCCGAGGAGAAGCUCAUCGAGAUGCAAUACCUCCUGCCAUACAUUAGACUACCUCAGAUCGUCGAGAAUCUUAAGCAAAUCGAUGUGACCGCAGUCACUUUUGACUUUGAGGCCCAGCUGACACCUGAGCAAUUGGAGAAGGAGAAGAAGCAGGCUGCAGAGGACGAUAAGAAGCGCGAGGAAGAGUUCACCUCCAAGGGCAAGAUGGUCCGUUUGACAAAGGCCGAGAAGGAGAAGAUGAAGGCCCGCGACGAAUGUCUCGCCCGCGGCUGCAAGAUGAUGUUCAUCGCCUAUGACAAGGCCGUCGACACACCAACGGCAUUCAUCGACGAGAAGAAGGAGGACGAUGGCAUUACAGAUGAGUGCGCCAUCGAGCUCAAGAGGAGGCUCAAGGAGGAGUUUGACAAGGCUCGCAAGAUCCGUGGCGACUCCUUCGCAGCCAUCCAGAAGGAGGUGGCCGAUAUGUCGCCAGAGGACAAGGAGAACUACCGCAACUGCAAGAUCUACAAGUUCUACCCAACACAUCCCAAGAUCGACGUUUCAAAGUACUCGUCCAAAGUGGUCAACCGUUUCUUUGGCAAUGCCACCCAGGUCUUCCCCGAGGAAGCCGUCAAGGACCUGUCCGUCGUGAAGUUGGCCAGCAAGGAGGAGCUUGCCGAGGCAAAGGCAGACUAUGAUCGUGACGUUGCCCAAUAUGAGGCCCAGAGACUGAAGCACGAGGCAAAGACAAAGGUUCAGAAGGAGGACAAGACUACUACUACUUCCAAAAAGAGAAAGGCCACCGAUGAUGAGCCAGAGAAGAAGGAGGAUGAGGAGAUGCCAGAGGCUGAUGCUGAGGCUGAGGCUGAAGAGGAGGCUGAAGAGGAGGCAGAGGCUGAGGCCGAAGCAGAGGAAGAGGCAGAGGCAGAGGCAGAGGAUGAGACACAGCCAAAGAAGAAGGCAAAGACCUCAAAGACAACUUCAAAGACCACCAAGGCUGCCGCCACUACCAAGUCUACCAAGGCUGCUGCCACCAAGACUGCCAAGACCACCAAGGCUGCCACCACUACCAAGACCACCAAGUCCAAGAAGUGA